Messenger RNA from Rotaria socialis, 2202 nucleotides. The record is from the annotation of a GenBank genome assembly. Lineage: Eukaryota; Metazoa; Rotifera; Eurotatoria; Philodinida; Philodinidae.
AUGGGUGCCUAUUUAUCAUCGCCUAUUUGUGACAAAGAUACAAUUACAAGUUCAAAUGAUCGUUUAGCUUAUGCUGCAAGUUCCAUGCAAGGAUGGCGAAUGUCGCAAGAAGAUGCACAUAAUGCCAUACUUGAUUUCGAUGAUAAAACAUCAUUCUUUGCUGUUUACGAUGGUCAUGGGGGAGCUGAAAUAGCUCUAUAUUGUGCUCGGCAUUUGCCUGAUUUUCUAAAACAACUUGACUCGUACCAAGAAGGCCGAUUGAAAGAUGCAUUAAUUGAAGGCUUUCUUAAAUUUGAUUCUUUAUUACUUGAUCCAAACGUAAAAGAAAUUUUACAAACUUUGGCCGAUUUAAAGGAUAAGAAUGAUAAUGAUGAGCAAAUAGAUGAUGCAUCCGACGGUGUUAUUGUAUCAACAAAUGUAAGUGAAGAAUUAAAUGUUGAAGAAGCACAAUUAUUGAAAAAAGAAGCCGAAUUGCCUAUUGAAGAACUUCUUAAACGUUAUGGUGAUGACGGAAAAACUUUUCAAUCACCGAUGAUUUCUAAGAAUAAAGCACACAAUCUAUUGAAAGUGGACGAUAAAACUACAAAAAAUGUAGAAAAUCAGAAAGAACUUCAAAAUUCAGAAACAACAGAUGAUAAUACUUUGACUUCAUCGGUUACUUCAGAUCAAAAUAAAUCUGAUGUAAUUACACAUUCUGAUGAAGAAAAUAUUCCAGUAGAUGAUGUUUCGGAUCAUAAAACGACUGAAACUGCAUCGAAUUGUGAAAUUUCAGAUUCAACUGAAGUCAAACCUUCAUCUUCUGAACCUAAAACAGCAACUAAACGUCCUCGAAAACCAGUUUCAAAUGAAACAACAAUUCCUUCAUCAACAACAGUCAAAUCUAAAUCAUUAACACAUCAUUUACUUAGUGAAAAUACUGAUGAUUUGGAAGAUAACGACGACGAAGAAGAUGAAGACGAUUCUGAAUAUGAAGAAUCGGACGAUGAGACAAGUGAUGAUGAAGUUGCACUUAAUCAAGAAGAUGACGAAAAUGUCGCUGGCGAUGAAGAUCAAAAAGAAGAAGAAGAAGAAGACGACGAUGAAGAAGAAGAAGGAACAGAAGAAGAAGAGGAGGAGGAAGACGAUGAAAAUGAAAAUAAAAAAUUGGCAUCAAGUAAAGCAGCAGAAAUAAAAAAACUUAUGAAAAAGUCCAUAAUGGCUAUUUUAAAUCGGCAUUCCAAAAAGAAAAAACAUAAUGAUGAUAGUGACGAUGAUGCUAAAGAAAACCAAAAUGACGAUGACGAAGAAGAAGAUGGUGAUGACAAUGAAGAAGAAGAAGACGAUGAAGACGACGAUAACGAUACAGAAUUAGGUAAAAUGCUUGAUAUGAGUAGUGAUCCAGGUUCAUCAAGUGGAUGUACUGCUGUUGUUACACUUUUGCGUGAUAAACAAUUAUUUGUUGCUAAUGCCGGUGAUUCUCGAUGUGUCGUAUGUCGCAAUGGUCGAGCGAUUGAAAUGAGUGUUGAUCAUAAACCAGAAGAUACUGAAGAGCGUACGCGAAUAGAAAAAGCUGGUUACAAAGUAACAUUAGAUGGACGUGUUUCAGGUGGUCUUAAUUUAUCUCGAGCUAUUGGUGAUCAUGCAUAUAAGAAAACUGCUAAAUUACCACCCGAGGAACAAGCUAUAACUGCUUUACCCGAUAUUCGUAUGUUAACACUUGAAGAUCAAGAUGAAUUUAUGGUUAUUGCAUGUGAUGGCAUUUGGAAUUUUAUGUCAAGUCAAGAUGUUGUUGAUUUCGUGCGUCCACGUCUUAAGAAGAAACAAAUAUCUGAAAUAUGUGAAGAAUUAUUUAUGCAUUGUCUUGCACCAAAUACAAGUGGUGAUGGUACUGGCUGUGAUAAUAUGACAGCAAUUAUUGUUAAAUUUAACUUUAACAAACAAUCAACCACAGAGACAUCUCAAGAAUUAAAUGUAUCGAAAUCAAUGGAGCAUAGUCCAUGGCCAACAAUGUUUACACCAGUUAAUAAUAAACGAUCAUUAUCACCUGAACAUGUAGCAACAGAAGAAAUAGCUGAUGAUGAUAAUACUAGCAAAAAAUUUAAAACUAUUCCUGAGAAUGGUACAGAUGAAAUAACAUCGCCAUCGAAAACAACAGGUGGUUUCUCUUUUAAUUCGGCUAGUACAACGAAUAACAAUAAUUCAAAUGAUGAUCAACAACACUGA